CCUAAGUCCGAAAGUUGUGAACACAUCGGCACUGACUAUUUAUAGAUUAUUUAUUAUUUUUAUAAAUAGAGUGUGUGUGUCAUUCUAAUGCCGGUUUCACAUUCCUGAUUAGCGUAUCAAUAAAUGCUAUAUUGUGUGUAAAGUCUCUACAAUGUAGUACUUACACCUUCCGCAAGUGCAGCGUAUCGUCGUAGUUUGGUCUGACCACCGACAGAGAGUACACGCUAGAAUUUAGAAAUGUGAUUGUUUAUCUCUAACGUAAACUCAUGUAUUUGGCGCUUGUUGAUAUAUACUAGAACGACAACAUGCCAGCUAGUGAAAUUCUACCAGCAGUUGCAGCAUGGACGUUACUAAUAUGCUUCUCUGCCUUAUAUUAUGCUUUCCCCGGCCGGGUACUAGCCAUGGAGGAUGAGCACUUCCUCCUCGUGCUGCUACUGCAAGCUCUGCUCAACAUUUUCGUCAUAGCAAAUUUUGCCGCUGCCACGUUCAUGGAUCCCGGUGUCUAUGCGAAAGGUAAGGAUGAGGAUGGAGGUAACGACUUCCGCAGUCCGCUCUACAAGAACGUGGAGAUCAACGGCAUCACGGUGCGCAUGAAGUGGUGCACGACGUGUCAGUUCUACCGGCCGCCGCGCUGCUCUCACUGCAGCGUCUGUGACAUAUGCAUAGAUAGAUUCGAUCAUCACUGUCCGUGGGUGAACAACUGUAUAGGGCUUAGGAACUACCGCUUCUUCUUCAUGUUCCUCCUCUCUCUGUGCUUGCACAUGAUCAUCGUCUUCGGCUGCUGCCUGUGGUUCAUCCUCAGUCCGCAAGUGGACCUCGAGUUCAAGGACACAGCGCCGAUAAUAACGCUGAUUGUCAUGGCGGUCGUUGGAUUACUAUUUAUACCCGUCGUUGGACUCCUGGGAUUUCACAUGAUGCUGGUGGCAAGAGGCAGAACUACAAAUGAGCAGGUAACAGGAAAGUUCCGUGGAGGUUACAACCCAUUUGGCCUCGGUGUGGCGCGCAACUGCCUCUACAUGAUAUGCGGACCACUGUACCCAAGGCUAGAUAAAUACUACGACAAAGACAACGUUCUGAAGCUUCUUCCGUCAUCAAGCGUCGCUAUCGCUAACGACGUCGAGCUGACCGUGCCAAGCAAGAACGGAGGCAUCGUCACGGCAGCGGUCGCCCGGCAACGCUUCAUAUCGAAGGUAACGGCUGAGGAAGAGGAAGAGGAGGAGGAGCAUGAGAUGGAUGAGCGAGGAUACAGGAGAGAGGACAGCGGCGAGGUGGCCGGGGGAGGUCUCGUGCCCCUCGCACGCACUCUCGACCCCGGGUCUUACACGAACCUAUACGACGCAGAGGCGGGGACUGGCGUGCAAAACAUGCUGGAGGAUAGUCGGAUGGAGGCGCAUCCCAGUGUGACAGCUCCAUCCAGACACUUGCUCAACAGUCCCUCUAUGGCAGGAAAACACGUCGAAGGAAGAGACAUGGCUCCCGUGCAUCCAAAAGGAAGGAGUGUGUUCCCACUGGACGACCCGGACAUGCUGUACCAGAUUGACCCGCGAUUCACCCCGCCCAUCGGCCCGUCGCGUGAGGUCGCGGCGGCGGCGGCCGCGCCGCAGCGCACCAACUCUUACCGCGACGCGCUGGGACGCUCGGAGCUCGCCGUGCGAUACGUCGACGCGUCGGAGGACAGCUCGGGAGAUGAGCGACGCGCGCUCAGCUCCCCCGCGGCCGGGGAGCGGCAGGCGGCGUCGUCACGGCGACCGUUGUCCUUCAUGCGUGCGCUGCAGGUCAGCGAGGAGACGGCGGCGGGCGGCGGCGACGGCGGCCAGCAGGCGGCGCUCAUGCCGACCGUCACCGGUCACUACUCGCCGCAGACAAGUUACGACAUCGCGUACGAGAUCUCCGUUUAG
Priapulus caudatus is the source of this 1898-nucleotide messenger RNA. RefSeq names its product palmitoyltransferase ZDHHC5-like. Gene Ontology annotation, molecular function: palmitoyltransferase activity. Gene Ontology annotation, biological process: protein palmitoylation. The coding region runs from base 306 to 1898 and encodes 530 amino acids. The transcript has 11 exons. NCBI's taxonomy places the organism in Eukaryota, Metazoa, Priapulida, Priapulimorpha, Priapulimorphida, Priapulidae. The record is from RefSeq and is a predicted model, not a curated record.